This is a messenger RNA of Lucilia cuprina (Australian sheep blowfly), 428 nucleotides long. RefSeq lists its product as uncharacterized. The transcript has 3 exons. Bases 48 to 386 code for a protein of 112 amino acids. The record is from RefSeq and is a predicted model, not a curated record. Lineage: Eukaryota; Metazoa; Arthropoda; Insecta; Diptera; Calliphoridae.
AGGUAAUAUAACAGUUGAGUUUUAGAAGAAUAACAGAAGGUAUUAAAAUGUUUAUAAAACUAGAGUAUUCCAUAUUCCUAAAUAUAUUAUUUUUGAAUUGUGUACUAGUGUCGGCAAAUACAAUAAUUUUGGCCAGAUUAAACAUUAACGUGGAUGAUUCUCAUCGUUCUGAACUUAUAUCAUUGGAUAAUGAGGGAUAUCUAAGGAAAGAAGGUUCAUUUAUGGAAGAUUUUGAAAUACCAGGAGAUGAAGAAAAUAGAUUAACGCUAAAUGUGAUUUAUGUGGCCGACAAUGAUGGUUAUAAAGCGAAGUAUAUUUUAGUAAAGAAAAAAUACUAUAAACCCCAGCAUUUAAAUCCGUCGACCUUGAAGUCUACAGCUGGAUAAAAUUUAUUAAAAAUUAAAAAAUUUUGUAUAUAUAUUAAAAUG